GGCUACUGAAAAAGCAGCAGGACUGCGGGACGCGCUGCCCGUGGGUGCUUUGUUCUGUGGAACCAUCCAACAAAAAAAGGUCCACUUGGAGAACAAAUGCUGUAAAAGGGAACGUAGGUGUGGCGGGUUUGCUGUCCUUUUUUAUUUUUCAAUUCUACAUCUUUUUUUUGUUUUCAUCCAUCACCACCACCAAGCGUGCGUUUUGACGCAGGACGUGUCCCCUCCGUCCCAUCAUCAUGUGGAUCAUUUUGGUGUUUCUUGUCAGCUCCGUCUCCCCCGGGGACAGCUGGGGGUGUCAGCUCCCCCACGACUGGAGACCCCAGACGGAAGCGUGCCGCGCGGAGCUGGCGGAGAUCAUCGUUUUUGCCAAAGUGCUGGCUCUGCACAAAGAGUCUUACAGCGUUUACAACUACCUGCCGUGGCAGCACGACACCGACCUGCUCUUCUCCGCCGAGAUCGAGCUCCUGUGCGACCAGGCGUGGGGCAGCAUGCUGGAGGUCCCCGCCGGCUCCAGGUUCAAUGUCAGCGGCCUGGGAUACCUGCCGUGCGUCUCCUACAGCGUCACCAGCAACAACAACUACUACUUCUUUCUCAGGAUGGAUGAAAACUACAACAUGAUUCCUCAUGGAGUGAACUUCCAGGAUGCCAUUUUCCCCGAUACGGCAGAGAACCACCGCAUGUUUGCCAGCCUCUUCCAGUUUUCUAACUGCACUCCGGGAACUCAAGUCCACAGUUUUACCCCAGAGUGGGAGGCCCAGGAGGACAGCCGGCUGCUGUGCUCCACAGUGCAGAAGGCUCUGUUUGAGGAAGAGGAGCGGGUGAGGACUCUGUCCCAGAAAGUGCGUACCUUGGAGAAAGCCAACGGGCAUCUGAGGGAGAAGGUGAAGACUCUGAAACGUCUGCUGCGCCAGGCCCAACGAGACACAGGCAAGGAGCAUCAGACUGCGAGCCUAAAGCAGCUCUACGAGCCAAGGAGCCCACACAGCCACCCUGAUCAGGACACCACCCGAGAACAAAAGAAAACUCCUCUGAAGAAGGUCCUCAAGCUAAAAACCUAAGGUUUUCCUCUCUGUUAUAGCAGAAAUAAGGGAGCAAAAUUCAACAAAAAUGAUCAAAACAGAAGAUUUAACCACAAUUUCAAUGUUUUCUAUAUUUAAAAAAAAAGUUUGGAAAACUUGGUCUUUUCUCUUUGAGUGCUGGACACCAUUCAUCAAAUGUGUAUGACCCUCUCGACUCUAUGUGACAACCACUACAUGCAUUUUGUGCAUAUUGCAUGGAUAAAAAUUGGACAUACCUGAAUAUAUGUGAAAAAAGUGAGAAAAGUUGCGGUCUUUAUGUGAAAUCUUCACCAAUGAAUGAACCACAUUAAAAUCACGAAAGACGUAUAAAUUAUAAACCUCUCAAAGCAGAACAUGAACCGUGCGUGAUUAUUGCACUGUUUAAUUCAUUAGUGAUUUGUGCAUCAAGUAAGUAAUUUUAACCUGAUGUGCGCCUUAUAUGCAAUAUAAAAGUUAUACAUCGGUGGGACAUGCGUGAAAAGUCUGUUAGACAUGCAUGGAACGUUCAUGGACAGCCACAUUCACGCACAAUUGCGUAAGAUAUUUGUAAUAAUUGCGCAUAAACUGCGUAAAAUACGCAUGAUCUGCAUCAUUCUUAAUAAACCAAAAUGCUCAAAAUGUGUGUAGUGGCUGUGUGACAUGGCUUUAAAAUAAAAUUCUCCUAAUUAACUUUUAUUUUGAUAUCAUUUUGGAGUAACGUGUCCUCUUUUCAACUCUCACAAACCGAACUUUCUUCAAUGAAUGCAAACCACAUCAAAUGUCUUUAGCAACACAACUUUUAAAAUCUUUGAACACAAGAAUCUAGAGUAGCAAAGUCUAAAUGGUUUUUGAUGGAGAGCUUGAAGUGCCAGACUGUUUCACUUUUUUAAGGUUUAAAGGUUAAAGGAAAAGGGGAGAGGAGUGCUGAGCUAAAGACGUCAGAACGAUCAACAGAGACACAAAGAUCCACAAAAAAAUACACACAGAGGUCCCACUCUGACACAGAAAUAAGCAAAGUGAAUGUGGCCGCGGCCCUAACAUGCUGAUUCAGAGGAUAUUCUCUGGUGGAACUUUUACAUACCCCUGAGUUUGUUUCUAUCUCAACUUUACAAGCUGACAUGGAAGUGUGAGAGAAGAUGUUAACAUUGCAUUUGCAUACAGCUUUAAACCUUGUGCUAUCUUAGAUGACUCCACCCUUGCAUUGAUGUGUUCUCCCUAUCAUGACAAAGGUGGAUAAAGGUGGAAAGAUUUCAUGUAAUCUAUGGACACCAGUGAAGUUCACAAAUCAUUGAAGAAAAAAGGUUCAGCGCACUGUCUAGUGGGUCUAGAUGACCCAACUCCCAACAUUAAAAUACCUAGGAAAGCACAAGGGUUACACACAACAUACGUUGUUCUUCAAGUGACAGCACAGCCUGUUUAGACAUAAAGGUGUUAAAAAGAAGAAGGCUUUGUAAAAUGGACUGAUUAAUCGUCGAAAGAGUACUUCCAGGUCUUUUUCAUGCACAAACUGUUAUAAGUUGCUGCGAUAAUCUUUUUAAUUUGUCCUUUUUAAUAGAUUUUUACAUUAGGAACACUAAAAAAAAGUCACAAAUUUUUACUUAAACUUUCUUUUAUCAUAUUUUUAUCCUUCAGUUUAAUUUUUUUCCCUGUUAAAAUAUCAUUUUUUGUGAUGUGUACCUCUUUAAAUUUUCAUUGUAUGUUGAUUAUUCGAUUGAACACAAGGUGCUGAGCAUCUUGCUAAGCUGUCAAGAUAGAAAACUGGCUAAUUUUGUAGAUGACAUAUAUCAUACAUUGCUUUUGUUUAUUGAUUUGUUGUCAUACUGAACAAAUCAUUGAUCAUCUAUCAGCUCUGCGAUAAUUGCGUCAUGAAUAAAGUCAUUUUUACAUCCA
Messenger RNA from Oryzias latipes (Japanese medaka), 2927 nucleotides. It is a transcript of the gene ccdc3b, whose product is annotated as coiled-coil domain containing 3b. The record is from RefSeq and is a predicted model, not a curated record. Lineage: Eukaryota; Metazoa; Chordata; Actinopteri; Beloniformes; Adrianichthyidae.